This is a messenger RNA of Ostreobium quekettii, 927 nucleotides long. The record is from the annotation of a GenBank genome assembly. NCBI's taxonomy places the organism in Eukaryota, Viridiplantae, Chlorophyta, Ulvophyceae, Bryopsidales, Ostreobiaceae.
AUGACGCUGGUGUUCUCGGUGCUGCCGGUUGUGGCGCUGGACACGUCGUACAUGGUGCAGAGCGUGGCCAUGUCCGCCGCGUCGUUCACAAUCCUAUUCAUGCGCGUCAAGGUCGACUUCCGCUCCCUCCUGUGGUGCACCGUCGGCGGGGUGCCGGGGAUUGUUUUCGGGCUGGAGGGGGUGGCGCCGCGGCUGACACCCAGUUACACUAAAAUGUAUUUCGUGGUGAUCUGGUUCGCCUUCGCGUUCUCCCUCUACUUGCUGAACCGGAACCACGGCCGUCCAGUCUUCGGCAAGGUGUACGACUUCGACAGGGGCGCGAUCGGCAUCCUGGGGCUGCGGAUAAAAUGGAAGGCGUUGGUGCUGAUGGGCUUCGGAUUCGUGGGCGGCAUCUUCACCGCCAUGACGGGCAGCGGGAUCGACAUCUGCGCCUUCUCCGCCCUCACCCUCCUCUUCCGGGUGUCCGAGAAGGUCGCCACGCCCACCUCCGUCAUCCUCAUGGCCGCCAACUCCUGCGUGGGCUUCACCUACCGCCAGCUCGCAAUGGGCGGCGUGGAGGAGGACGCCUGGAGCUUCUUCGCCGUGAGCGUGCCCCUCGCGGUGAUCUUCGCGCCCAUGGGCUCCUUGCUGGGCUCCCACCUCCACAGGCCCUGGCUGCAAGGCGACGACGACGGCAAGAUGGACAACGAAGAUCCCGCGCACCUCGUGCCCACCUCCGGGGCCAUCCUCGUCGGGGGGGCCGCGUUCUUCAAGCUGAUGGAAGUAGCUGGAAUGAGGUUGCAGGACGUCCAGGAGCGGAGACUGAAGCAAGGACCCGGUGCUCUGCAGCUGGCGAGUGGCGCCGUGCGCGCGGACGCGUCCGCCUCCUCUGGAUCGGUGACGUCCACAGGCACUGACGAUGCGGAGGUGCAGUGUCUGCACUGUUGA